Procambarus clarkii (red swamp crayfish) is the source of this 2987-nucleotide messenger RNA. RefSeq names its product tubulin beta-1 chain. NCBI's taxonomy places the organism in Eukaryota, Metazoa, Arthropoda, Malacostraca, Decapoda, Cambaridae. The record is from RefSeq and is a predicted model, not a curated record. Gene Ontology annotation, cellular component: cytoplasm; microtubule. Gene Ontology annotation, biological process: mitotic cell cycle; microtubule cytoskeleton organization. Gene Ontology annotation, molecular function: GTPase activity; GTP binding; structural constituent of cytoskeleton.
AAUAACAGGUGGCACCUGAAUUGCGCGGAGAGUGGUGGAGAGAGUGCGCAGAGUACUGACAUUCUUGUCCGGACCUUACACCGGCUCUGCUCCCCGCCACACCUCGCCUCGCCUCAUCUACUGCCACAAUUGUCCUCUUAUCGUGGGUCGGUCUGUCAGGUGUGACCCCCACGACCACCUCAGACCCGGUGGAGCGACCUGACCAGAGGCGGUGUGGACAGGUGACUCGCUUAAUCUAUUACUGUCCUUGUAUGUAUAUUUAUAUACUGUAUAUAUCCCAAAUGGUUUCCUUAGUAAUUCUGGAAGAAGAUAGUUGAAAAUCUUUUGAUUAGUGGAAAUAAAACCCUUUCCCUCGUUAUAGCUGAACGUGAGGUGAAGCAUCAGUACACCUGAUUUGUUACUCCGUCCUCCUGCGUGUAAUGAGCACGAUAAUUCGCGCUUUUAUCAGUGUCCUGUGGUAAACAACAGACGAGUGAACUAACCUCUGCAAUUCAAAAUAUCAGUGCAGUGAUAAGAGUAAAUUGAUCAAUAAUGAUUCAAACGGCACUUGACGCACGGGUCGCCGGCCGUGGCUAGCAAGAGGGAAGGAACCUACCGAGUGCGUGUAGAGUUGAGGAGACACUUGUAGUGUGGUCAACGAGGCGCUGGUGGCCAGCAUGCGGGAGAUCAUCCACGUCCAAGCUGGCCAGUGUGGCAACCAGGUCGGCACUAAGUUCUGGGAGGUGAUCAGCGAUGAGCACGGGAUAGAGCCCACGGGCCUCUACAACGGCACCCACGACAUACAGCUGGAGCGAAUCAAUGUCUACCACAACGAGGCCUCAGGUGGUCGCUUCGUACCUCGGUCGGUGCUGGUGGACCUGGAGCCCGGCACCAUGGAUGCCGUCAGGUCCUCCCCUUAUGGAGGACUCUUCAAGCCUGAUAACUUCGUCUUCGGCCAGAGUGGCGCAGGCAAUAACUGGGCCAAGGGUCACUACACGGAAGGCGCAGAGCUCGUUGACUCCGUCCUCGACAGCAUCAGGAAGGAGUCUGAAAACUGCGACUGUCUUCAGGGAUUCCAGCUGGUCCACUCGUUAGGUGGAGGGACAGGGUCCGGCAUGGGCACUCUCCUCGUCUCCAAGGUCCGCGAGGAAUUCCCCGACCGCAUCAUGAACACCUUCUCCGUCGUGCCCAGCCCCAAGGUGUCAGACACUGUGGUGGAGCCGUACAACGCGACCCUCUCGCUGCACCAGCUGGUCGAGAACACGGACGAGACCUUCUGCAUCGACAAUGAGGCACUCUACGACAUCUGCUUCCGCACGCUCAAGCUGGCUACCCCAACCUACGGUGACCUUAACCACCUCGUCUCCCUGACCAUGUCCGGCGUCACCACCUGCUUAAGAUUUCCCGGCCAGUUGAACGCCGACCUGAGGAAGCUGGCUGUCAACAUGGUUCCCUUCCCCCGCCUUCAUUUCUUCAUGCCAGGGUUCGCUCCCCUCACCUCCCGCAGCAACCAGUCCUUCCGCAACGUGUCCGUCCCAGACCUCACUCUCCAGAUGUUUGAUGCCAAGAACAUGAUGUGCGCCUGUGACCCCCGCAACGGCAGGUACCUGACCGUGGCGGCUGUGUUCCGGGGCCGUAUGUCGAUGAGAGAGGUGGACGAACAGAUGCUCAACGUGAAGAACAAGAACAGUUCCUUCUUUGUGGAGUGGAUCCCCAACAACGUGAAGACGGCAGUGUGUGAUAUACCUCCCCGGGGCUUCAAAAUGUCGGGGACGUUCAUAGGGAACACGACAGCCAUCCAGGAGUUGUUUGUCCGUAUCGGCGACCAGUUUUCGGCAAUGUUCCGGCGGAAGGCCUUCCUUCACUGGUACACAGGAGAAGGAAUGGAUGAAAUGGAGUUCACAGAGGCUGAGGCCAACAUGAACGACUUGGUGUCAGAGUACCAGCAGUACCAGGAAGCCAUUGCUGAUGAGGAUGAGAGGGAGGAAGACGACUACGAGGAGGAAGAAGAGCCAGAGCCAGAACAAGAACAUGAACCAGAACAAGAACAUGAGCACGAACCAGAACCAGAGGAAGAACAAGAACAAUAGGACAAUGUGAAAUACUCCAUAUUAAAAUAUUAAUAGAAAUGACAAAAAAUAUAAGAAAUACGAACUGCUUAAAGUUUCGUGUCUUUGUGUGUGGGUGCGUGCGUGCAGGCAAAGCCAUCGACGCUUGACUUAAUGAAUGAUAGCCUGCCAUGGGUUUAGCAAAAGCAGUAAGUACUACAGAUUGAGUAUCCAGCUAAUUAAUCAGGCCAGGAGAGUGGUUUACCACUGUGCCAUGGGGAAAUCCACGGGGAUUUCUAACCAUCGGUUGUCUAGUUAAAAAAAUGUACUGAUUCCCAAUCUGCUUUCCAAUAUUUCUCUAAUACACACAUUGUAUGUGUGCGCGUUGUGGUGUGCAUGUGUGCGUACGUAUGUACACAUAGAAGGCGGGACCAAGGAGCCAAAGCUCAACCCCCACAAUCACAACUAGGUGAGUACAUGCAACACAUUUAACCUGUUCAUUCAAUUAAAGUCAAUUGGACAACCAAAUAUAGAAAACGUAAACAUUGCAACAAAAAUAUAAACGAUCAGUUGAUGCCUUCAACGCGACACGAAUCCGUGCUGUAACUGCCUCUAACCCACCGACACCAUCAUUCACCCAGAGGAUUCCCAGUUCAGCCUUGACGUUGUGCGACUGUCUAAUCUCUGCGCUGCCUCGGGGGACGCCUCUGCCGUGUGUCUUCAGGAGUCGCCUCGUCGCUAGGCAGUUGAGUUUUUGCCGGUUUUACAUUAUUUUUUUUUUUAUUUUAUUUAUAUAUACAAGAGUUCUUACAUUCUUGUCAAGCUACUAGCCAGGUACCCAUUCAGGUCCAUGCAGGUCCUUAAUUAUAUACAAGAGUUCUUACAUUCUUUUACAGUCACUAGCACGCAUAGCAUUUCAGGCAAGUCCUAAUCCUAAUUUUCACACACACAUUCCCAGGA